GCAAAGGUUGUAAAGAGUUUGAGGGUGCGGGAAGCCCCCUCGUCCGCUGUUUCUGUUUAAUCCCCGUCAGCAGAGCCGCGGGCGGGGAGUUAUAAAAGCCAGUUUAGGGAAUAUGUCGCCGACAUGUCGCGCUCGGGCCAGCGGCCGCUCCGGAACCCUCGGGCACGGUGCGCGUUUCCCGCCGGGCAGCCCGUCCGCGCGUACCGAGGCGUGCGGGGGACCGGCGCGGCGGCGGACCUGGGCGGGCGGCGGGCCGCCAUGGCGUCGCCCCCGCUGGUGGCGGCGGGGGCCGGGAGCGGCGGCGAGGCGAGCUCGGGGUCCGAGGAGACGGGGACGGCGGCGCCGCCCGGCCGCGACCUGGCCGCCCUCUUCGAGCAGGCGGCCGAGCGGCUGCCGGCGCUGCUGCCCGCCGCCAGCAAGGAGCAGCUGCUCUACCUGUACGCCCGCUACAAGCAGGUGAAAUUUGGAACCUGUAACACUCCCAAGCCGAGCUUCUUUGAUUUUGAGGGAAAGCAGAAAUGGGAGGCUUGGAAGGCCCUGGGAGACAUCAGCCCUCAUCAAGCUAUGCAGGAGUAUAUUGCUACAGUGAAAAAACUGGACCCCAGUUGGAAUCCACAGACGGCAGAGAAGAGGGGAAAGGAAAGCAAAACAGCAUUUGGAGGCCCUGUUGUCAGCUCAUUAUAUCAAGAAGAAACAAUCAGGGAAGAGGACAAGAACAUUUUUGAUUACUGCAGAGAAAACAACAUUGACUAUGUAACCAAAGCCAUUCGAUCAAAAAAAGUGGAUGUGAACGUCACAGAUGAGGAGCAGAGGCGGGGCCCGUGGGCUGGGUGUUUCAGACCUGCCAGAGGAAUGAGCUUUUGGGGACUUGGUGACUUAGGCAGCAUUGAAAAUCUUACCCUUAACUGCGUAAGUCGUCGCUCCCAGAAAAGUCGGAGGUGUCAAAAUCCCAAAUCUAUGGCCGGGCUCUGCUCCACUGGGCGUGCGACAGAGGACACAAGGAGCUGGUUUCAGUACUGUUACAGCAUGCUGCUGACGUUAACAGCCAGAGGACAAAUACUGCUGUGGUCAGCAUUCGAUACAUCCCUGAUGGAUGUUGUUCUGCCAAUGUACUUCAACACGGCUUGGAAGAGAGAUGGAAACCGCAGCUUGGACGCAGCCAGUGACUUAGUUUGACAUACCUGCUCCUCCCAUUAACACUGCAUAAGUCUAAAGCAUCUGUUAACGUCUGACUUGCCAAAAAUACUCAGAAGAUCUCUUCGGCUGCAUGGUUGAGGUUUAGAGGUCUAGGUCAAAUGCCUUGUCCGGUCAGCUUUUGGGUUUUAACGUAAUGAGCAACUGUUGCUAUUUCUGCUGGAACUGUCUCUGGAAAACAUCUCUUGUUUUCCACUGCGGGUCGUUGCUUCGUAUGGGCGGAAUGCAGUGAACAAGGCAGCUGUUCAGUACAGAUAUACACUUGCUAUUACUAUAGACUACUUUUACUAUAUACUACUUUACUAUCCUCCUUCAUGUCCCAUUCACAGCACAACCUCGGCCUCCGCCUUACAAAUCGAUGGCUUUCCUCUCCACGUUUCUGUUGUGUUGUUUGUGCGCUCCAGCUUCAUUCCUGCCCAGCCCAGACAGGAGCAAAAGGGAGUUCCUGAGGCUGUUAAACACUUAACAAUCGCAAACAAAACUGCGUUGGCAACUGUCAUUUUCCCCGUUACCGGGGAGAGAGGAGGGUUGAGUAAUUUAUUUUUUGUGCGUAUAAAAACUAACAGAAAAAUCCAGACAUACCGCAGUGCCAGACAAUUCACCAGUUAACAGUAACGUGUCGUGAGCCACGUGUGUCCUUUAGCUUGCAUUAUGGCUCUGCUAAGGUUUAGGAGAAAAAAAAUUUAAAAUAUUACCAUUUUUUUUCUUCUUCAUAGAGACACACCUGGGAUGCAGACCAGCUAUUUGAAAUUUUGAGAACGAGCAAUUGAUACACUUUCAAGUGCAUUUGCUAAACUUCGGGCUCCCCCCACCAGGUAGUGGCCAGAGGCUAGUUUUGUUUAUUAGUGAGAGAGUUUUCUUUUUUCUUUUUCAGCUGAGAGAGAUAACAGGAUCUGUCCAUUCAGAGCUGGGUUAUCCACAGUUAUGUAUGUUAUUAAAAAACAUAGCGGUAGGUGUCCAGAUCUGUAGACUUCCUGUUGAUUCAGUGAGGAAAUUCCCUUUAUGGUUAUUUUCAGGCUCGAGUUCAGGUUUCUAAUUCUCCAGUUUUGCUACAGAAUCCUGGCAUGACCUUGAACAAGCCACUUGAUUUCUUUCUGUCUUGGUUUCCCAUUUGGGAAACGCUGGGGCAAAUAAUUGUUUUUUAUCUCAUGGAUAUAACAAGAUUAUAAAAAUAUGGUACUUCUAAGACCCUUAGAAAACUGAUCAAAUGAAAUUAAACAGAUCUUGCAGUCCGGAUAAAAUGAGAUGAAACAAGCAUGAAACUAUUAGUGAAAGAAAUGUUUCUUUAUCUUCUGCAAAUAAAAAUGCAAAGUGAUUAAGUGGGUCUUUUCUAGCUAUUAGCAAUAACAGCUCCAGCCAGCUGACUUCUGUCACCCUUGAAAAUUAAUUCGCGGGGUACAGUCGUGAAUUUAGUAUGCCUACAAUAAAUACCCCUAAAAAUGUUGUCGCUUUCUUUGAAGCAUGAUGUUACUGCCGCAAUAGUACUGCAAUUACUUGCCCUAUAGAUAAAAAGUGGCUCCUCUAAAUGAGAUGCUCAAAUACAAUGGUUUGCAAAUUUCUUUUAAUUGAUUCCGCCCCCCCCGUGGUAUUUCCUUCCUUUACUGUACACCCAGCAGUAUUUUUGUGAAGCAAGGGAGAGGACUGGGAAUAACGUUAAAUGUUAUUCUCAUCCAGGACUGUUUCGGAGGUCUGGUUCAUGGCAUGCACGCGCUUCGGGCAGCUGUGCCUCUGCCAGCGGAGCCAUGGAGAGGGGUAGCAACCAAGGGGAGCCGAGUGGCCAGAGAUGGCCAUACCUCCGGGCAGCAUCUCUGCUGAGACCAACCUGUCAUGGAGAAAACGCCAUGCAUCCCUGCUGCCAAUGGAGAGGCUGGGCACGGUUAGUGGUGAGCUCUGUGUAUGUGUGAGAUGUUUGGGAGAGAGGUGGAAAGCACCAGCUUUGGUGGUCAGAUGAGAAA
This is a messenger RNA of Chroicocephalus ridibundus (black-headed gull), 3149 nucleotides long. RefSeq names its product acyl-CoA binding domain containing 6 (gene ACBD6). Gene Ontology annotation, biological process: fatty acid metabolic process. Lineage: Eukaryota; Metazoa; Chordata; Aves; Charadriiformes; Laridae. The coding region runs from base 124 to 1176 and encodes 350 amino acids. The record is from RefSeq and is a predicted model, not a curated record. Gene Ontology annotation, molecular function: fatty-acyl-CoA binding; protein binding. The transcript is spliced from 8 exons.